This is a messenger RNA of Mya arenaria, 1521 nucleotides long. RefSeq names its product oxidoreductase HTATIP2-like. The record is from RefSeq and is a predicted model, not a curated record. Gene Ontology annotation, cellular component: cytoplasm. Lineage: Eukaryota; Metazoa; Mollusca; Bivalvia; Myida; Myidae. The transcript is spliced from 5 exons. The coding region runs from base 419 to 1096 and encodes 225 amino acids. Gene Ontology annotation, biological process: import into nucleus.
CCAAAUGUACAUGUGUACUUUAUUUGGUUAUGUUUUUAACUGAAUAGUAAAUAAGCUGCUAUUAUUCGUGGAUAUAGAAUAGCAUAAUUUAUUAACAAGGUAUUCAAUCGAAGAAGUGAAGGUCCUUUAUAUCCCUAUACUGUGACCUUAGAUCUGGAUUAUAGUGCCUAAGAUGGACACUUGAAGACAUGAAUUGUGAACUUCAAAGGGAACAUAACUGAACGAACACGAAAGUUAAAACACAAAACAAAAAGGAAGUAGUAGAAGAAGAAGUAAAAGAAGAAGAAGAAGAAAGAAGAAGAAGAAGAAGAAGAAGAAGAAGAAGAAGAAGAAGAAGAAGAAGAAGAAGAAGAAAGAAGAAGAAAUUGAAGAAGAAGAGGCGCACAGUCAAACAUAAGCAGACACAUACGAGCCAGUGAUGGCAAGUGCCUGUAAAAGUGCGUUUGUGUUGGGAUACACUGGUGAGACCGGUAAAGCUCUGGUACAAGCUCUUGUCAAGGACCAGCACUUCCGGAAGGUGCGCCUGAUCGGACGCAGAAAAGUGGAACUUCCGGUGGAGAUUGAUAGCCGAUUUGAGCAAGUUGUUGUGGAUUUUGAAAAGCUAGGGGAACACAAGGACGCCUUCACCGGAUAUGACGUGGGCUUCUGUUGCAUGGGGACCACGAGGGCAAAAGCGGGUCCGGCUCACUUCGUGAGGGUUGACCGGGACUAUGUUGUAGAGAGCGGCCAGCUGGCGAAAGACGCCGGAUGUCAACAUUUUCUUAUCGUCACCGCCACGGGCGCGGACAAGAACAGCAUGUUCCUUUAUAAUAAAACAAAGGGCGAGGCGGAAGAAAUGCUCAAAGAAAUCAAAUUUCCCACGUUAACAAUUCUGAAACCAGGCCUUCUCCUGUGUCCGCGUGUGGAGUCUCGCUUCUUUGAAGAGGUGGCUAAGGUCAUGUUUAAGCCCAUUACCGCCGCCUUUCCCACGCGCUUUUCCGUGCACGUGGAAAUACUGGCACGUGCAAUGGUCCAUCUCGCCAAAUGUCCACCUAACGAAAGUGUGCACGUGCUGGAUAACAAGGCGAUACACCGAGUGGCGACGGAAAACAAAUGACGAUUGUUGACCGCGUGGUUGAAACAAAAGCACCGCAAAAUAAUGUCAUUGUGCGUCUGUUUUUGAGCAGAUUAAGGAACAAAACACACCAAGAAAUGAGCCGGAGCUACGGGACUUUCUACAUCUAUGUGUACUUUCAUUGUAAACGGGUGUACAAAUUCAUUUUAAUAUAUUUAACCAUUUUUAACCAAGGUAAAGUUUUGGCCGACGAUGGGGACAAAGCGUUGCAAUUGACUGUGUUCUUUUGGAGACCAAAUUUUGAAAUUUUAUUAAGCUUUAUUAAGUUUCAAAUAAUAUAAAUUGUGAAUGUAUUCUCUGUGAUAUAUGAUAAAACAGAUUUUGUUUUUAUUAUAAAUCAUUAUUUUCAUGUUGUUUUGCCAUUUUUUCAUCAUUAUUUGAGUUGAGUUGGGUAGAUUCGAGCUGAG